This is a messenger RNA of Candoia aspera, 1341 nucleotides long. It is a transcript of the gene GPX8, whose product is annotated as glutathione peroxidase 8 (putative). Lineage: Eukaryota; Metazoa; Chordata; Lepidosauria; Squamata; Candoiidae. The record is from RefSeq and is a predicted model, not a curated record. Gene Ontology annotation, molecular function: glutathione peroxidase activity. The coding region runs from base 134 to 766 and encodes 210 amino acids. Gene Ontology annotation, biological process: response to oxidative stress. The transcript is spliced from 3 exons.
AGCCAGUAUGUUCUCUCUCUCUCUCUCUCUCCCCACAUCCCCACCCUUCUUCCAAUCCAAGCUUUCUGUAGCUCAGCUUCAGCUCCUCCUCACAUUCCAGGCCUGCUGAAACUUCCCCUAAAAAUUCUCCAAAAUGGAGCCGUCUCUGCCCGUUGCAACAUACACUCUAAAAAGCUCAAAGCUGAAAGUCAAGGUUUUUGUUAUUUUCAUUUCUCUGGUCUUAUGCACAGCCAUACUGGGCCUGUUAAAGCUCAGGUUCUUAAAACACAGAGACUUUUAUUCCUUUGAAGUGAAGGAUUCAAAAGGAAGAACCAUCUCCUUGGAGAAAUAUCGAGGCAAAGCAACUCUGGUUGUAAACGUGGCUAGUUACUGCCAGUACACAGAAAAAAAUUACAUCAUGCUGCAGGAGCUCCAGAGAGAAUUCGGAUCAUCCCAUUUCACUGUCUUGGCCUUCCCCUGCAAUCAGUUUGGGGAAAUGGAGCCAGGCCAGAAUGAGGAGAUCCAUUUUUUUGCUAAAUCAAAUUAUGGAGUAACGUUCCCCAUCUUCAGUAAGAUAAAAAUUCUAGGAACUGAAGCAUCGCCAGCAUUUAAAUUUCUGAUAGAUUCUUCCAAAAAGGAACCUAAGUGGAAUUUCUGGAAAUAUCUUAUCAGCCCCGAAGGUAAAGUUGUGAAAUUCUUGAGGCCCGAAGAACCUAUAGAAAACAUCAAGUCAGAUAUAGCUGCACUGAUUAGGCAGAUCAUUUUAAAAAAGAGGGAAGACCUUUAAGGAAGCUACUGCGCUUUGUGGAUCCGUUUGGCAACUUCACCAUCCAGCCUUAGUACACUCCUGCUCAAAUAUGGCAAAUGCUGAACUUUCAAUGAUUUUUCUUGCCAUUUAGUGCCAUGAUAAACUUUGAUAAACAGAAAAUUCUUCUGUUUAGGACUAUUAAAGAUGCUGAGAGCAAGAGAAGCAAAGAGUCAAACAGUGCUCUAAGCACUUUACCCAACUGAGCCUUGGACCCUACAAACAUGUUGACCUUGGAUAUCCGGUUAGGAAAUCUAAUUAUCACCAGCAUAAGAGACGGAUAUGUAUUUUUUUAAGGGGGAAAGGUUUAUAAUGAAUAUUGCUUUCCCAAAGCAGUUCCUGCUGUGAUUUUAUACACACACACACAUACCCAAAAUGUGGUAUUGCGACUUUAGAGAGAGAGCCAAUUUGGUGUGGCGGUUAAGGCACCAGGCUAGAAAUGGUGAGACUGUGAUUUCUAGUCCUGCUUUGGACACGAAGCCAGCUGGGUGACUUUGGGCCAGUCACUCUCUCCCAGCCCCAGGAAGGAGGCAAGGGCAAACCACUUCUGAAAAUUG